AUCACAGAGCAGCUUCUAGGUUUUAUAAAAGACUGUGAUAAACUGGAUGCCAGUGUCAAGCAGUAGCUCUGCUAAAUGCCAACAUGACUAUCGGAAAGAUCAUCUUCUACGAGGACAGGAACUUUCAGGGCCGAUACCAUGAGUGCAGCAGUGACUGUGCAGACCUGCACCCUUAUUUUACCCAAUGCAACUCAAUCAGGGUAGAGAGUGGGUGCUUCAUGGUGUAUGAGCACCCAAAUUAUAUGGGACAGCAGUACUUCCUGCGGAAGGGCGAGUAUUCUGACUGUCAGCGCAUGAUUGGCUUCAGUAACUGUAUCAGAUCAUGCCGGAUGAUCCCCAUGUAUGCUGGUAACUACAGAAUGAGGCUAUAUGACCGGGCUGAUAUGGGAGGUCAGAUGGUAGAAGUCACGGAAGACUGCCCUAACAUCAUGGACCGCUUCCAUACAUCUGACAUCCAUUCCUGUCACGUGAUGGACGGUCACUGGCUUCUGUAUGAGCAGCCCAACUACAGGGGACGAAUGUACUACCUUGGACCAGGUGAAUACAAGAAGUACAGCGACUGGGGAGGAAUGGCCCCAAGAAUCGGGUCCCUCAGGAGAAUAACCUCUUUCAACUAGACAACAUCAAUUGUGCAACAACAUAUGCACUAAAUAAAAUCUCUUGACUGAAA
Sinocyclocheilus grahami is the source of this 670-nucleotide messenger RNA. It is a transcript of the gene crygm6, whose product is annotated as crystallin, gamma M6. Gene Ontology annotation, biological process: lens development in camera-type eye; visual perception. NCBI's taxonomy places the organism in Eukaryota, Metazoa, Chordata, Actinopteri, Cypriniformes, Cyprinidae. The transcript is spliced from 3 exons. Gene Ontology annotation, molecular function: structural constituent of eye lens. Bases 84 to 617 code for a protein of 177 amino acids. The record is from RefSeq and is a predicted model, not a curated record.